Molecule: messenger RNA, 3710 nt
Organism: Boleophthalmus pectinirostris (great blue-spotted mudskipper)
Lineage: Eukaryota; Metazoa; Chordata; Actinopteri; Gobiiformes; Gobiidae
Gene: tnfaip8l3
Product: tumor necrosis factor, alpha-induced protein 8-like 3
Exons: 2
Coding region: 170-778 (202 amino acids)
Biological process (GO): regulation of apoptotic process
Cellular component (GO): cytoplasm
Source: RefSeq, a predicted model, not a curated record
GGCAGCGCAACCAUUCCUCUGCCUACGCUACAAAAGGACAUCCAACUCCAACUUACAGGCACAUUCAAACUUAUUUUUCAGCUUAAAGUCAAGAAAAAGCUUUGAAAAUACAAAAAAAUUAGGAAAGUAAAAUCCAGAAGGGACUGAGAAAUCCACGAGAACUAAGAAGAUGGACUCAGACUCAGGAGAGCAAAGUGAAGGAGAGCUGUCACCAGGACAGGAGGGCUUCAACUCCCGCUCCCUGGCCCUACAAGCUCAGAAGAAGAUCCUGAGCAAGAUGGCCACAAUGGUGGUCGCCAACAUGCUAACGGACGACACGAGCAGCGAGAUCCUGGACGAGCUGUACAAGGCCAGCCGCGAGUUCACCAAAAGCAAGAAGGAAGCGCACAAAAUCAUCAAAGACGUCAUCAAAAUCGCGCUCAAAAUCGGCAUCUUGUAUCGCAACCACCAGUUCAGUCCCGACGAGCUGGACACGGUGGAGAGAUUCAAGAAGAAAAUGAACCAGGCGGCCAUGACAGCGGUAUCUUUCUACGAAGUUGAUUACACGUUUGACAGGAAUAUCCUCUCCGAGUUGCUUUUGGAGUGUAGAGACCUGCUUCAUGGUAUUGUUGAGCAACACCUGACGCCAAGAUCGCACACCCGAAUCGAUCACGUCUUCAACCAUUUCGCUCACGUGGAGUUUUUGACGGAGUUGUACGGCGAUCAGGAAGAGUACAGAGUGUCGCUACGCAAAAUCUGCAACGGAAUCAACAAACUGCUCGAUGAAGGAACGCUUUAACCUCUGAACUUCGACCCCUCCCGAGCCAUUCCUGACCUGCCCUACUUGCCCUUCACAUUUGGGGUUUUCUGUCUUUUCACUGCUAUAUACUGAGGUUUUCUUACAGAGGGGAGGCUGCCAAAUCUUUUAUGAAAAUCAGUGUAUACUUGUCAUGAGGGUGGAUUUCUAUCUUGUUUCUAUCUCUUAAAGGUGCACUGUGUAACUUUUCUGAAAUCUGGUCCACAACCUCAUAGUCUGCAUGGAUAUAUUAUUACUUUGCCUUCCACAGUAUGGCAUUAAACCUAACUUAUCUUACAUUUAUUCAACCACCAAGUGUUUUCAUGGCUCAAAAACUUAUAGAAAUAUGUAGAUUCUUGGAGCAGAGUCACCUCUCCACAGAUCAGAGCUGUAAUUUGGCUUGGGGGAGUGUCACCUGCUCCAUGGAGAUAGACAGAUUUUCUGAUCGAUGUUAUAAUGUUGUUUCCUCGUCAGAAACAUACCUGGAGUUAUGAUUUGUUUCAUUUACACAUAUUCACCUUCUCUAAAAUAAUUUGGAUGGUUUCAUGAAAACUACAGCUUCAUGACAUCACAAGGUGGAACAGAUCAUUCUAAACUUUGGAGAGGUAGACAGACUAAUAUUAAAGGAUUACUCAAACAUGUGUGAAUGAAACAAAACAAAAUUCCAACAACAACAAGAGUUAAACAAGAGUGAAUUCUGUGUAAAAUCUGACCUUUAAUGCAUACUGUGGAACAUUCAUGAAGUUGUGGUAUUGCUUGUUCCGAUGGGAAUGGCUGCACACAAACUCCUCCACACAAAUUUCUCUAUCUGAUCAUCAAGGUAAAUAUAAAAAAGAAAAAAAUAGAUAUUUACACAGCGGUAAGAUGUCAUUUCAGGCCUGGUCUACAAUCUAUUACACAACUAAUGUUUAAAACUUGAAAAUGACACUCGCAACUUGAAAUUAUGAAGCACCUACUCGUCCUCUUUUUUGUUUGUGAUAAUUAUGGUUGAUUGAAAAUUGCCAUGUUUGGGUGCUCAUUAUUCACAAUGGACAAGCUCUCAUCAUGGGCUUUUGCUGUUAUAAUGAAAUCAUAAUUUUAACCAAUAAGUGUCUUUCUUGUAUCUUGUGUUAUUCCUCAAAAUUUAUCAGAUGGGCCUACGAUAUGAUUAUUGCCUCAUUCAAUGGUUUGAUUACUGGACCUUUAAAACUGGGGUACCUGAUUUCACAAAGCAAAAAAAAAAAAACAUUCGCAACAUUUUAAAGUUUAAUAUUAUUUAAUAUAGACUGGGGAAGCUAAAAUUAAUAUAGUUAAAAUGCAGUUUUUGUUGUUAUAUAAUGAGUUCUGGGGUCUCGUUAAAAAUAUAAAUGAUCAGGCUCACAGUGCAGCGCUCUCAUUUUGUUGAGUUCUUAAGUGCUGCUUUUACAAUGUACUCUUAUUGCGAGAAAACUAUAGACUCUAUACACAACUGGACAUAACUAACCUGCUCGCUCGAUGUUAUAUUAACCCACACUACAUCGUCCUGGUGUUUAUAUUUCUCUAUUUUGUCCAUAAAUCAAAAUAUGAACCCCAAGGUCACUCCCUCCAGCUUCAGCAACAGGCUUGAUUGAUAGUGUUGCUAAGCGCCUUCAGCAACCUUACUACUGAUGGUUGUUUGGUUGCUAUGAUACUUGCAGUCAGAAUUUCAAAUAUGGAACUGCAGCCUCGAUGAGCUUCAUUUGACUGGAGCCAAACGCUAGGGGUGACAUCACAUGCCGUUAGUCCAAUUCUUCUGUCCUAGGGGGUCUCUAUAUUGACAUAACAUCCUGACUAAUCAGAUUUCUCGACCAGAAAAAGUUGGCUUGCCCUCUCCGGGUAGGUGGAGAGAUUCUGCCUCAAGUGGAGGAGUUCAAGUAUCUCGGGGUCUUGUUCACGAGUGAGGGGAGGAUGUAGUGUGAGAUUGACAGGUGGAUCAGUGCAGCGUCGGCCGUGAUGCGGUCACUGUAUCAUAUUGUGGUGAAGAGGGAGCUGAGCCAAAAGGCAAAGCUCUCGAUUUACUGGUCAAUCUACGAUCCUACCCUCAACUAUGGUCAUGAGCUUUGAGUAAUCACAGGAAGGAUGAGAUCACGAAUAUAAGCGGCCGUAAUGAGUUUCCUCUGUAAGGUGGCAGGGUGCUCCCUUAGAGAUAGGGUGAGGAGCUCAGUCACACAGGAGGAGCUCGGAGUAGAGCCGCUGCUCCUCCACAGAGAGAGGAGCCAGCUGAGGUGGCUCAGGUAUCUGUUCUGGAUGCCUCCUGGGUGCCUCCCUUAGGAGGUGUUCCGGGCAUGUCCCAUUGGAAGGAGUUUGUGGGGAAGACCCAGGACACGCUGGAGGGACUAUGUCUCUUGGCUCGUCUGGGAAUGCCUUGGGUUCCCCCCGGAGGAGCUGGAGGAAGUGUCCAGGGUGAAGGGAGUUUCUGCUUAGACUGUUGCCCCCGUGAUCCGGCCCCGGAUAAGCAGAAGAACAUGGAUGGAUGGUCCUGACUAAGUAAAAUUUGAUCACUUAAAUGCCUAUUACCAUUGUAUUAUUUUGAUGCCUAACCUUGUGCACUAAUAAAUGGCUAAUGGUUUAUGUUUUAUAGGCAUCUAACUGAAUCUCAUUUUAGGCUCGCCUUGGUACUUAAAUGUACUCCACUUCUUGUGACUGGUAAAACUAGUAGCUCUCUGGCAGUUUAAUUUUGUAAAAGAAGAAGGUUGGAGACCUCUGUUCUAUACAGUCUAUAAGGAAAAGACAAAAUAAAAAUAAAAAGUCAGGUGCCCCAGUUUUAACUUACCACCAUCUACCUUAUAACAUCAUAAACAAGUUUGUAAUAUAUUUGAGUCAAACCAAGUCAUGUACUCCAAAAUAUACUCUUCCCCCUGUAAGACCUCCUCUGCCCCCUCCUCUCUCUCUCUCUCUCUCUCUCUCUCUCUCUCUCUCUCUCUCUCUCUCUCUCUCU